GAGAAUAAGAAGGAAAGGAAGUUGUUGCAAACCGAAACAGUAGCAUCGGCAUGCCAAGCAAGAGCAACAACACGCAAGCGAUUGCUCCUGGUCUCCUAAUUUGACUGAGCCUCUAAAAUCUGUCAUAAUUGGGGGGGGGGGGGGGGGGAAAUGUCUCGAUAGAGUGGAUGGAGCGGACAGGUGAAGCUUUUGGAAAGAGCUUACCGAGUGGAGGUGGACUUCUUAUUAUCAGAGUUGUAGGCUAUGAGUGUGGGUGAUGGAGGACGGUCAGCAUGGGGACUUGGACUACUUGAUCCAAGAUGAGGACACUCUCAUUGAAGGUGUCAGCAACCAGGUCUUAUUUGUGGUGGUGCUCAGUGUCGCCUUCCUUGCAGGCCUCCUCACUCUCCUCUGCAGACAAGAGCAGCAAAAUAUUCAUCCUGAGAAUCAGGAGCAUGUUAGAGCCGUCCGACAACAGCUCCAGACCGAGCAGGAUGAAAAUCCCCAGGCUGAAGCCAGGCAGCAGUAUUACACAGACAUGUCGUGUCCUGUAUGUUUACAGCAGGCUGUUCUGCCUGUGGAAACCAAUUGUGGACACCUUUUCUGUGGCUCCUGCAUCAUAGCCUACUGGAGGUACGGCACCUGGCUGGGAGCUAUUAACUGCCCCAUCUGCAGACAAAUGGUAACAUUGCUCUUUCCACUAUUUCAUGAGCACGCCAGUCCUCAGAGGGUACAGGAUGGGGAAGCUGAACCUCAGCUAAUAUUAAGAGAUAUCAAUGAUUACAACCGCAGGUUUUCCGGCCAGCCGAGAUCUUUUAUGGACAGGCUGCGGGAUGUGCCCACUCUGCUUCGUCACGCCUUUAGAGAGAUGUUUACUGUGGGUGGCCUCUUCUGGAUGUUCAGGAUUCGAAUUCUUCUCUGCCUCAUUGGGGCAAUCACCUACCUGGCCUCUCCGCUCGACAUCCUCCCCGAAGCGCUCUUUGGUCUUCUGGGAUUCAUGGACGAUUUCUUUGUAAUCCUACUUCUCUUUGUGUACAUCUCUAUCAUGUACAGAGAGGUGGUUACACAGAGACUGAACGGCUAGGCCUUGGCCUGCUCAUAUGAGCCUCGGGAAGAGUGAAGUCAACAUCUGAGGACGUGCAAAAAACUGAAUAAAUGUUCAAAGAGCAGUUAGUCGAUAAUACAGUCUCUCUCUCUCUCUCUCUCUCUCUCUCUCUCUCUCUCUCUCUCUCUCUCUCUCUCUCUCUCUCUCUCUCUCUCUCUUGGAUGGAGAUGGGUUAGCAAAAAAAAGUACUCUCAAUAUUGACUCUGUAUAUAGAAUUUACCAUUCAAGAUUCUAAGGUCAUAUGAGUCAAUACCAACAGAAGUGGAAUAUAAGGAUGCGAUGUAAAAAUCUACUUGGAGUCAGGCACUGAGGUCAGUCAGGAAAGUCUUUCUUGCCCAUCAGUUUACACCCUUAACUAAAUAGUCAACAGUGCCAUGAACGGGCAUUUGGUUAAUGUGUAUGUCAUCAUUAUGGAGACAAUCGUGUAAAACUGUAAUGUCUUUAUUAAAUGGAUUUAAAGUCA
Pelmatolapia mariae (spotted tilapia) is the source of this 1547-nucleotide messenger RNA. RefSeq names its product ring finger protein 170 (gene rnf170). NCBI's taxonomy places the organism in Eukaryota, Metazoa, Chordata, Actinopteri, Cichliformes, Cichlidae. The record is from RefSeq and is a predicted model, not a curated record. Gene Ontology annotation, molecular function: ubiquitin protein ligase activity. The transcript has 7 exons. The coding region runs from base 257 to 1063 and encodes 268 amino acids.